AACAGGCAUGGCGGACGUAACGAAUAACGACAGCGUGAAGAUGGCGGAGGGGGAGCGGAGUGCCGAGGAACUCAAGGAGAAGGCAAAUAAAUACUUUAAAGAAAAAGACUAUGAGAAUGCCAUCAAGUAUUACACUGAGGCCCUGGAACUGAACCCAGAUAAUGCCAUCUACUACAGUAACCGCAGCCUGGCAUACCUACGCACUGAGUGCUAUGGGUACGCACUGGCCGACGCCACGCGUGCCCUGGAGAUCGACAAGAAUUACGUCAAAGGCUACUACCGGCGUGCCACCUCCAACAUGGCACUGGGCAAGUUUAAAGCGGCGCUCAAGGACUAUGAAACGGUAGUGAGGGUGCGGCCCAAUGACAAGGACGCCAAGAUGAAGUACCAGGAGUGCAAUAAGAUAGUGAAGCAGAAGGCCUUCGAGAGAGCCAUCGCCAGCGACGAGCUCAAGAAGUCAGUGGUGGACUCCCUGGACAUCGAGAAUAUGAUGAUCGAGGACGACUACACCGGGCCUAAGCUGGAGGAAGGAAAGGUGACGCUGAAGUUCAUGAAGGACAUGAUGGACUGGUUUAAAGAACAGAAGAAACUGCACAGAAAGUGUGCCUACCAGAUUUUGGUCCAGGUCAAAGAGGUUUUAUCCAAACUUCCAAGUCUUGUAGAAAUAACACUAAAAGAGGCAGAGAAGAUUACUAUAUGUGGUGACACCCAUGGCCAGUACUAUGACCUCCUCAACAUAUUUCAGUUGAAUGGUUUGCCCUCAGAGACCAAUCCCUAUCUAUUCAAUGGCGACUUUGUUGACCGCGGGUCCUUCUCUGUGGAGGUCAUUCUCACGCUCUUCGGCUUCAAGCUGCUCUACCCAGACCACUUCCACCUCCUGAGGGGGAACCAUGAGACAGACAACAUGAACCAAAUGUACGGCUUUGAGGGUGAAGUUAAGGCCAAGUACACAGCCCAGAUGUUCCAGCUCUUCAGUGAGGUCUUCCAGUGGCUGCCCCUGGCCCAGUGCAUCAACGGCAAAGUGCUGGUGAUGCAUGGGGGCCUCUUCAGCGAGGACGGGGUGACGCUCGAUGACAUCCGCAAGAUUGACAGGAACAGACAGCCGCCUGACUCGGGUCCCAUGUGUGAUCUCCUGUGGUCGGAUCCUCAGCCCCAGAAUGGCCGGUCAAUCAGCAAGCGGGGGGUGAGCUGUCAGUUUGGUCCGGACGUGACAGAGCGCUUCCUGGAACAGAACAAGCUGCAAUACAUUGUGCGCAGUCACGAGGUGAAGAGCGAAGGCUACGAGGUCUCUCACUCAGGAAAGUGCAUCACCGUCUUCUCAGCACCCAACUACUGUGACCAGAUGGGUAACAAAGGAGCGUAUAUCCACCUCAGGGGAUCCGACCUCAAGCCAGAAUUUCACCAGUUCACUGCUGUGCCUCAUCCGAAUGUCAAGCCCAUGGCGUACGCAAACACCCUGUUGCAGCUGGGAAUGAUGUAGCAAUGUGGAGACCUCGUCUGUCUGCAGCUAUGGCGUCCCAUCCUUUCCUCUCAUCCCGUCUGUCAGUCUGCUAGACUUCUUUUGUCUUUCUUUCGUUCUCUCAAACAUCUUUUUUUGUUCCCAGAUCACAACCAACGGUACCCGUCACACUCCACCACUGUUUCUCAUACCCCACAUCCCAGUCCCAUCUUUUAUGAGUUCGGUUAGCCACAGGACAGAGUGCUGAUUGGAGGAGGUGUUGCUUGGUCUGCACCCGCUGAAGCAGGAUAACACAGAGAAAACUAAAAUUGGGCCUCACUGCCCUCUGUUCAAGGCAGGACAAAUAUGGUUCUGUUGCAGAAAUUUGGAGCUGCUUGUUUUUGAAAGGCUCAGUAAAUGAAUGAUUACUCCAGCUGCUUGACCCAGGGAGCUGGUUUGUACCAAAGACUUGCAACAGAAUAGAAUGGAGUGUCUGGCUGUUUGCAGUUUGGCUUUUGGGGCGGGGGACUUACAUUGGCAUACUGUACCAUUAUUCAUUCCUGUUCGGCCAGUGGUACUGACUGGUGAGAGCUGUGUUUGUGUGCGUGUGAUACUGUGACACUACAAUGGUCAAGUUAAUCUGCCAAGCUCUGUCUUUUUUUUUUAAGUAAACAUAUCCCCGCCUCCUCUUCCAAGAUGUGCUCAGAAGACAAACUGUUCCACUCAAAUCGACUGAAAAAGGAAUUGGUAUUUUUUGGGACUCUAUUGUCAUACAUCAGUAUUUGCAGAGGUCAUUCUCGUGGAAAAGGAAACUCACAGGUCACUCAAACAGCUUCAGCUUUUCAGUUCCCUGUGCUCCACGCUAUGUAUGGUAUGACACGGUCUGAUGACUUUGUGCUGGGAGAGUAAUCACUGACUGUCCUUUUUGAUUUUGGUUCCAUUAACACCCCCAGCACUGGCUGCCCAUUGGGAACCACUUGAACGCACAGACAACCCUCCCCUCCAACACACACACACACACACACGCACACACAUGUCUGCUCCACGACUCUGUCUGCUUGCAGACUGACAUGACAUCAGACCUUUAGAACCCAUCUUCCUGUUUCUAAAGCGCACAGCAACAUUGACAUGACAUCACAGACCUUUAGAAC
This is a messenger RNA of Megalops cyprinoides (Indo-Pacific tarpon), 2589 nucleotides long. RefSeq names its product serine/threonine-protein phosphatase 5. Lineage: Eukaryota; Metazoa; Chordata; Actinopteri; Elopiformes; Megalopidae. The transcript has 13 exons. The record is from RefSeq and is a predicted model, not a curated record. Gene Ontology annotation, cellular component: cytosol; nucleus. The coding region runs from base 8 to 1480 and encodes 490 amino acids. Gene Ontology annotation, molecular function: protein serine/threonine phosphatase activity; protein binding.